AUGUCUGACAGAGAAUCUAUUGACAUCCACGCGGUUGCUCUCAAACUGCCCGUUUUUGCCCCGAACAACCCUCGAGUGUGGUUUCGACAAAUAGAAGCCGUAUUUGCCACUCGACAUAUAACCAGCGAGCGCGUGAAAUAUUCUCACGUUGUCCAAGCGCCUCCAUUUGACAUCGCUGUUGACGUGGAAGAUCUCCUCGAUCCCAUUCCAUUAGAAGCUCCUUACAUGAAGCUUGAGGAAGCAGUCAUUCAGCGUACCGGAAAAUCAGCCGGAAAAAUGCUCCGUGAACUGUUCACGUCGGUGGAGCUUGGAGUCCCAACUCCGUCCCAGCUUAUGCGCCACAUGCGGUCGCUACUGGCUGGACGGCAAAUGGACGACGCCAUUUUCAGGGAGAUAUGGGUUGCUAAACUACCUCUUCCGAUGCAGCUGGUCCUGUCAAUGCUGGAACCCACUACUCCACUUGACAAGGUUGCGCAACACGCCAAUAGAAUAAUCUAA
This is a messenger RNA of Fasciola hepatica (liver fluke), 498 nucleotides long. Lineage: Eukaryota; Metazoa; Platyhelminthes; Trematoda; Plagiorchiida; Fasciolidae. The record is from the annotation of a GenBank genome assembly.